AUGGCACACGGAAAGGCAAGGAGUGCACCAUACGGUGACUUGACUUUUGAGUCGACUCAUCGACUCACGAAGCUGCGAGAGUCCCUUCAGCAUUGGCAAAGUAAUAAAGCACCUGAUGGCACACGGAAGGGGCACAGGCAAGGGGCACAUGCAAGGGGCACAGGCAAGGGGCACAGGCAAGGGGCACAGGCAAGGGGCACAGGCAAGGGGCACAUGCAAGGGGCACAGGCAAGGGGCACAGGCAAGGGGCACAGGCAAGGGGCACAGGCAAGGGGCACAGGCAAGGGGCACAGGCAAGGGGCACAGGCAAGGGGCACAUGCAAGGGGCACAGGCAAGGGGCACAGGCAAGGGGCACAGGCAAGGGGCACAUGCAAGGGGCACAGGCAAGGGGCACAGGCACAGGCAAGGGCACAGGCAAGGGGCACAGGCAAGGGGCACAUGCAAGGGGCACAGGCAAGGGGCACAGGCAAGGGGCACAGGCAAGGGGCACAGGCAAGGGGCACAGGCAAGGGGCACAGGCAAGGGGCACAGGCAAGGGGCACAGGCAAGGGGCACAGGCAAGGGGCACAGGCAAGGGGCACAGGCAAGGGGCACAGGCAAGGGGCACAGGCAAGGGGCACAUGCAAGGGGCACAGGCAAGGGGCACAUGCAAGGGGCACAGGCAAGGGGCACAGGCAAGGGGCACAGGCAAGGGGCACAGGCAAGGGGCACAGGCAAGGGGCACAUGCAAGGGGCACAGGCAAGGGGCACAGGCAAGGGGCACAGGCAAGGGGCACAGGCAAGGGGCACAGGCAAGGGGCACAGGCAAGGGGCACAGGCAAGGGGCACAGGCAAGGGGCACAGGCAAGGGGCACAGGCAAGGGGCACAGGCAAGGGGCACAGGCAAGGGGCACAGGCAAGGGGCACAGGCAAGGGGCACAGGCAAGGGGCACAGGCAAGGGGCACAGGCAAGGGGCACAGGCAAGGGGCACAUGCAAGGGGCACAGGCAAGGGGCACAGGCAAGGGGCACAGGCAAGGGGCACAGGCAAGGGGCACAGGCAAGGGGCACAGGCAAGGGGCACAUGCAAGGGGCACAGGCAAGGGGCACAGGCAAGGGGCACAGGCAAGGGGCACAUGCAAGGGGCACAGGCAAGGGGCACAGGCAAGGGGCACAGGCAAGGGGCACAGGCAAGGGGCACAGGCAAGGGGCACAUGCAAGGGGCACAGGCAAGGGGCACAUGCAAGGGGCACAGGCAAGGGGCACAGGCAAGGGGCACAGGCAAGGGGCACAUGCAAGGGGCACAGGCAAGGGGCACAGGCAAGGGGCACAGGCAAGGGGCACAUGCAAGGGGCACAGGCAAGGGGCACAGGCAAGGGGCACAUGCAUUGGGCACAGGCAAGGGGCACAUGCAUUGUCCCUUCAGUGCUGGCAAAGUAG
This is a messenger RNA of Closterium sp. Naga37s-1, 1419 nucleotides long. The record is from the annotation of a GenBank genome assembly. NCBI's taxonomy places the organism in Eukaryota, Viridiplantae, Streptophyta, Zygnematophyceae, Desmidiales, Closteriaceae.